CACGUCCCCACGAUCCCCCGAAAACCCCGAAACCCCCGUGUCCUCAUCCGUCAUUUCAACCCCAAGAGGGUCCGCCUCCCAACCCUACACAAGAUCUCUCUCCCUCCCUCUCAACAAGUUUCAUGCAAAAGCAGCCUCAAACUCGAACUGGGAAAAAUGAUGGAGCCCCUGAACGAGCACGAGCCCUGCUCGCCAUCCUCCCUCAAGCAGAAACUCCGCUCCUCCCUCUGCAUCAUCCCGUGCUUCCCCAAAACGACGCCGCACCACCACUCCAUCACCGCCCCCACCACCCCCCACGCCCACUCCGCCAACGUCAGCCUCGUCCGCAACUCCUCCUUCUCCUCCUCCAGCAAGUCCCGCUCUAGCUAUCACCACCAUCACCAUCACGGCCAUCACAACAGCCAUUACGAGUUCACGGAAUUGAAGGACAAGUGCAAGAGCUUGAUCGGGCGUAUGGGACGGAGCCACACGGCGCGGAGGCACUCAGCCUCCGCCGACUUCAAAUACGACGCCCUCAGCUACGCCCUCAAUUUUGAUCACGAGGAGGCGAACAUCGAGGACUAUCCCUUCAGGAGCUUCUCCGCCCGGUUGCCGCCCUCGCCGCCCCGAACCUCGCAGGACUCCGCCGCUUCUCCGUCUGCCUCUAAGGAAAUAACUGCUUGUAGUUGAUCAUCAUCUCUCGCGCAGGCCUGUGGUUCAUUAAUUCAUUUAAUUCAUCAAUUGUUUCUCAAUAAUUAAUUAGGUUCGUUAAAUGUAAUUAUUCAUCAUGUAUAUAUAUUUACAUGAACAGACACAAAAUUUGGUCUGUUCAUCAUUAAAUGUAAUUAUUGCUACGGCUACGGUAAUUUUGCA
Prunus mume (Japanese apricot) is the source of this 852-nucleotide messenger RNA. RefSeq lists its product as uncharacterized. The record is from RefSeq and is a predicted model, not a curated record. NCBI's taxonomy places the organism in Eukaryota, Viridiplantae, Streptophyta, Magnoliopsida, Rosales, Rosaceae.